AUGUCGGUCCCCAGCGCCCUGAUGAAGCAGCCGCCGAUCCAGUCCACGGCGGGCGCCGUGCCCGUCCGCAACGAGAAGGGUGAGCUCUCUAUGGAGAAGGUGAAGGUAAAGCGGUACGUGUCGGGGAAACGGCCUGACUACGCGCCCAUGGAGUCCUCGGAUGAGGAGGACGAGGAGUUUCAGUUCAUCAAGAAGGCGAAGGAGCAGGAGGUGGAGCCCGAGGAGCAGGAGGAGGAACUCGCCAACGACCCCCGGCUUCGGCGCCUCCAGAACCGCAUCGCUGAGGAUGUGGAGGAGCGGCUGGCGAGACACAGAAAAAUUGUGGAGCCCGAGGUGGUUGGAGAAAGUGAUUCAGAGGUGGAGGGAGAAGCUUGGCGCCUGGAGAGGGAGGACACUAGCGAGGAGGAAGAGGAAGAGAUCGAUGAUGAGGAGAUUGAGCGGCGGCGUGGGAUGAUGCGCCAGCGCGCACAGGAGAGGAAAACCGAGGAGAUGGAGGUGAUGGAGUUGGAAGAUGAGGGUCGAUCCGGAGAAGAGUCUGAGUCAGAGUCUGAGUAUGAAGAGUACACGGACAGCGAGGAUGAGAUGGAGCCGCGCCUCAAGCCUGUCUUCAUCCGCAAGAAGGACCGGAUCACCGUGCAGGAGCGGGAGGCAGAGGCCCUGAGGCAGAAAGAGCUGGAGCAGGAGGCAAAGAGGAUGGCGGAGGAGAGGCGCAAGUACACACUGAAGAUUGUAGAGGAGGAAGCAAAGAAGGAGUUUGAGGAGAACAAGCGCUCGCUGGCAGCACUGGACGCACUUGACACAGAUGAUGAGAAUGAUGAGGAGGAGUACGAGGCCUGGAAGGUGCGCGAGCUGAAGCGGAUCAAACGAGACCGCGAGGAACGAGAGGCCAUGGAGAAGGAGAAGGCAGAAAUUGAGCGGAUGCGGAACCUGACAGAGGAGGAGCGCCGCGCUGAGCUGCGGGCUAAUGGCAAGGUCAUCACCAACAAGGCAGUGAAGGGCAAGUACAAGUUCCUGCAGAAGUACUACCACCGUGGCGCCUUCUUCAUGGAUGAAGAUGAGGAGGUCUACAAGAGGGACUUCAGUGCUCCAACCCUGGAGGACCACUUCAACAAGACCAUCCUGCCCAAAGUCAUGCAGGUCAAGAACUUUGGACGCUCGGGACGGACCAAGUAUACGCACUUGGUGGACCAGGACACCACAUCCUUUGACUCAGCCUGGGGCCAGGAGAGUGCCCAGAACACAAAGUUCUUCAAGCAGAAAGCCGCAGGCGUGCGGGACGUCUUCGAGAGGCCCUCGGCCAAGAAACGGAAAACCACCUAAGGGAGCAGGCAGGACAGCAUGGCUGACAGCACAUCUCUGCCAGCUGCUGCGAGCCUGGACAGGGACAGAAAAGACACAGAUCAUGCCAGGACUUGUGGCAACCAGCCCUUUGUCUGUCCUGCAGCCCCUGCUGUGGAGACCUGGUGCUGUGGAGAUGAUGGUCUGCCUGUGCCAGCCAGGCCUGUGGCCAUGCCACUCUUCCACCAGUCACUACCCCUCAUCAGAGCCCUGCAGGACUGCGGCAGCACCCCCGGCUCCAGCUCAACCACUGCUGGAGGAGUUCAUGGACAUCCAUCCCUGUCUGAUCCUCAGCACCUCCCUGUCACCUGCACUUUCCCCAUUUUUGGUGUGGGACAGCAGUGACACU
Molecule: messenger RNA, 1687 nt
Organism: Indicator indicator
Lineage: Eukaryota; Metazoa; Chordata; Aves; Piciformes; Indicatoridae
Gene: MFAP1
Product: microfibril associated protein 1
Exons: 9
Coding region: 1-1320 (439 amino acids)
Biological process (GO): mRNA splicing, via spliceosome
Cellular component (GO): U2-type spliceosomal complex
Molecular function (GO): RNA binding
Source: RefSeq, a predicted model, not a curated record